This is a messenger RNA of Cyprinus carpio (common carp), 975 nucleotides long. It is a transcript of the gene gng8, whose product is annotated as G protein subunit gamma 8. Gene Ontology annotation, biological process: G protein-coupled receptor signaling pathway. Lineage: Eukaryota; Metazoa; Chordata; Actinopteri; Cypriniformes; Cyprinidae. Gene Ontology annotation, molecular function: G-protein beta-subunit binding. Gene Ontology annotation, cellular component: heterotrimeric G-protein complex. The record is from RefSeq and is a predicted model, not a curated record.
GUUGCAAACAUUUGAUGGAGGAGGGCAUGAAAAUCAUCACUUUAGCCCAAACCACAGGCUUUUAUAUACUCUACGAAGAAUGAAAAAGAUCUCUUUUAUUGUAACAAUCUUGAAUUAAUUAUCUGAUCUUCUUCAGUUCAAUAAUUUAUGAAUGUUUUAUCUGUCUGUUGAAACAGCAAUUUUUUACUCAACAUAAUAGCUCAGUGCAGCUCAUUGCGGUGGCAGGUAUCACUCAUACAGUACGCUAUUAUGCAUGAAUGAGAUAUUCAGCUGAAGGUCACACCCCAUGAAGCCUGUGACUUGCCUCUUCAGCCCAAUAUGAGAGGCGGCAGCCUUUCCCAUCCCUCCACUCCUUACUAUCUCUUCAUUCAGUCCUGCAGGUCGUGAUGUGUACAACAAACAAUCUACGAUAACAAGACUUUUCUUCUGCCAGCAUCACGGAUAAAUCUGGAUCAGCUGUGGGUUAAUUUGGUGUCUACAAAAGAGCAGAAUGUCUAAUAACAUGGCCAAGAUUGCAGAUGCACGAAAAACAGUGGAACAACUGAAACUGGAAGUUAAUAUUGACAGGAUGAUGGUAUCUAAAGCGGCAGCUGAGCUGAUGGCUUACUGUGAGUCCCAUGCAAAAGAGGACCCCCUGGUGACCCCCGUACCAUCCUCAGAAAACCCCUUCAGAGAGAAAAAGAUAUUCUGUACAGUUUUGUAGAUGCUAUAUAUAGGCUACAAGGUAUAUUGUAUUAUUUUCCCUUAGAUCUUAAAGAGAUAGUUCACCCAAAAAUUACAAUUCUGUCAUUAGGUUAAUUACUCACCCUCAUGUCUAUCCAAACCUGUAAGACCUUCAUUCAUCUUAGGAACACAAAUUAAGAUAUUUUUUGAUGAAGUUUGAGAGCUUUCUGACCCUGCAUAGAGAACAAUGUAAUGCACAUGACCCAGACCGAGAAACGCAGUAAGGACAUCAUUAAAAUAGUCCAUGUGACA